AAGUCACAGUCGUUGUUAAUUCUGGUUCGUUUGGACCAUUUUCCUCUUUGGUUGUGAUAUUUGUAAAAAAAAAAUAAUAAUAAUAGUACUCUCAACGUGGUCAGUUAUAGCGUGUUCCGACUUGGAGUGGCGGCUGUGCGGACGUAUGAUUUCUCCGAGGCAUUUUUUUAAAUGUUUUUUUGCACUGGCCCAUUUUUUUUUUGGACAAACUGAAUCUUUAACUUUUUGAACAUAUCGUAACCUGUUUACAUAUUAGCUGGAAGCAGAGGACAGCUCCGAGGGUUCAAGAUGUCUGUAGCGGGUUUGAAGAAGCAAUUUUACAAAGCCAGUCAGAUGGUAAGUGAGAAAGUCGGUGGAGCAGAAGGAACCAAACUAGAUGAUGACUUCAGAGACUUGGAACGGAAAGUUGAUGUAACCAGUAAAGCUGUAGUAGAUGUGAUCUCCAAGACCUCAGAGUACCUCCAACCCAACCCAGCCUCCCGGGCCAAACUGUCCAUGUUAAACACCAUGUCCAAGAUCCGUGGGCAGGUAAAGAACCCAGGAUAUCCUCAAGCCGAGGGGCUGCUGGGAGAGUGCAUGGCUAAGUACGGGCGGGAACUCGGAGAAGACACUAACUUUGGCACAGCGCUAGUGGACGUUGGAGAGGCCAUGAAGAGAUUAGCAGAAGUAAAAGACUCUCUCGACAUCGAUGUAAAACAGAACUUUAUUGAUCCACUGCAAGGGCUGUAUGACAAGGAACUCAGAGAAAUACAACACCAUCUGAAAAAGCUUGAAGGCCGCCGACUUGAUUACGACUACAAGAAGAAGCGACAGGGCAAGAUCCCAGAUGAGGAACUUCGACAGGCUCUGGAGAAGUUUCAUGAGUCAAAGGAAGUGGCUGAAACCAGCAUGUACAACCUGCUAGAGACUGACAUAGAGCAAGUGAGCCAGCUUUCAUCCCUGGUGGAGUCCCAGCUUCAAUAUCACAAACAAGCUGUGCAAGUGCUGGAAGAGCUUUCUGACAAGCUGCGUGACAGGAUGAACGAAGCUCAGUCUAGACCAAGACGAGAAUACACACCUAAACCUAAACCUAUCUACGACUUUGGAGACAACAACCAUUCAAAUGGUGGCUACUCGAGCUCAAUGGCUCCUCCUCCAUCACGCAGCACAGAUCUGCCAUUUCUCUUGUCCUUUCGGAAACCAGGAUUGUCUCUAGAGCAACCGAGCUGCAAGGCGCUGUACGACUUCGAUCCAGAGAACGAGGGAGAGCUGGGCUUCCACGAGGGUGACAUCAUCACCCUGACCAAUCAGAUCGAUGAAAACUGGUAUGAGGGCAUGCUGAAUGGCCAGUCUGGGUUCUUCCCUCUCAAUUACGUUGAAGUCCUUGUUCCGUUGCCACACUAAUACAACAAAAAGGCUACAAGGAGACUGACAGAAGAGAAAGAGAGCAGAAAUGGUGAGGAGCAAGACAAGUAAUGGUCCACAAAGGUUUCUUUUUCACUCUUAGCUCCAUCGUCAUCGUCACGAAUGAGCACUUUUGUCAACACAAGAUCUGGAUAUGAUGUCAAACCAGAAUAUUCACCUGGUUUAUCAAAACGUAAGAUGAUUCAAAGGAGAACAUAGACAUUUUUAUGCUUCACCUGAAAGUAAGAAGAAUUUCUUAAGGACAAACAAAUGACUGUUGUAAGCAAUAAUAUUUCUUUAUAGAUCAGCCAUACAGAAAAAAAAAAAAACUUGUUUUAAAAAGCAGUAACUGGGAUG
This is a messenger RNA of Nematolebias whitei (Rio pearlfish), 1740 nucleotides long. RefSeq names its product SH3-domain GRB2-like 1b (gene sh3gl1b). The coding region runs from base 289 to 1383 and encodes 364 amino acids. Gene Ontology annotation, biological process: synaptic vesicle uncoating. Gene Ontology annotation, cellular component: cytoplasm; glutamatergic synapse; presynapse. The transcript is spliced from 10 exons. NCBI's taxonomy places the organism in Eukaryota, Metazoa, Chordata, Actinopteri, Cyprinodontiformes, Rivulidae. Gene Ontology annotation, molecular function: protein binding. The record is from RefSeq and is a predicted model, not a curated record.